GAUUCGAUUCGAGUCAAUUUGAUUCGAACUAGUUGGUUAUUUGGUUAUUUAUUUAUUUACUUCGUCUCUUGGAAGACGGUGUGUCAACCAGUGCCCAGUGUUCUCAUUUGUAACAAUUCCAACCGUACGGAGGUCGUCGGGCUGCACUUCGAAUAUAUGUCAAGAUAACGCACGAUGGAUGGAACAGUAAUGGAUACCACAGGGCCUCCUGUCAGUGGAAUUUGCGUUCAAGCUUGUCCGAGCCUAGACACAAGACAUUUGACGCCAGAUGUUCAAAUUAAAAUGAAUCUGAGCCCUGAAGCAAGAAGUAUGAUAUCUAAUACUCAAACCAAAAUGAGUCCUGACUGCAGAGUCCAACGAGCCGAUUUAAAAAGAACUUUAGAUUCUAAUGCUUUGCCCCCACCUAAGAAAAGGCGGAAAAAGAAUGUUUCGGGUUCAAGCAAGAUUCAUACUCCAAAAAAUGCUGUAUGUACUCUAAAUGAAAUCAGUCCAGGGUUAGUAUAUACUUUUGUGUCUCAGCAAGGUCCUGUGCAUUUGCCAACUUUUACAGUUAGUGUUGAGCUGAAUGGUGAAACAUACGAAGGGCAGGGAAGAACUAAAAAGCAAGCGAAACAUGAUGCUGCAAUGAAAGCAUUACGCUCAUUUGUGCAGUAUCCAGAUGCAUAUGAAGCGCACAGAGUAUUAAACAACUGUGGAAAAGAUGUAGAUUUUUCCAGUGAUAUAGCUGUUGGAGACCCAUCAUUUUUUAAUGUGUUUAAUUCAAACACAACCCCUCCACAUAAGGACAUUAUUGCUAGUAGUUCAUGUUCUGCUCAACCAAAGGCAGUAUUGCAUGAUACUGGUUCAAAUGGGGCAGUUCAGAGUGCUGCAAUGCACCCUCUUCUCCUAAAUUCAAAACGUAACCCAGGAGCACUCGAAAAAACUCCUGUAGGCCUACUUAAUGAAUUAAAGCCGGGGCUGGAUUUUCGAUGUAUCAGUGAAAAGGGAGAGCAGUACAAUAAAUUUGUUAUGGAAGUUAUAGUAGAUAAUGAACGUUUUGAGGGAUCAGGUCCAAGCAAAAAAUUGGCAAAAACUGCUGCAGCAAAGGCUGUUCUUGCAAAAAUUUUCAGCAUAUCAUACUCCCCUCUCAGCAACAGAGCCACACCCUCCUCAUCAGCUGCAACUGAUGAAAGUAUAACAUUACCACAAAUCCUUGCAGACCACAUUGGGAGAUUGGUUUUGGCCAAAUUUGCUAAACUUGUUGAAAACAACACCACUCACUCUCGGCGGAAAGUAUUGUCAGGAUUUGUGAUGACCACUGGACCUGCAAUGGAAGAUGCUCAUAUUAUAUCAGUAACGACAGGCACUAAAUGUAUAAGUGGUGAGCACAUGAGUGUCAAAGGAGCUGCUCUAAAUGAUACGCAUGCUGAAAUAGUAGGAAGAAGAUGUUUAGUUGAUUAUAUGUAUUCUCAACUUGAAUUGCUGUUGUCAGGGGAUCAGGGAGCAUCAAAUUCUAUAUUUGUGCAGAAACCUGAUGGAAAUGGUUAUCAGUUGAGAGAGAAUGUCCGCUUUCAUUUAUAUAUCAACACUGCACCUUGUGGGGAUGCAAGAAUAUUUUCCCCACAUGAAGCUGAAACUGAAGAGGAAGCAGUCGACAAACACCCAAAUCGCAAAGCAAGGGGUCUUCUUCGCACCAAGAUAGAAUCUGGGGAAGGAACAAUACCUGUUAAUCAAAAUACUGGAAUUCAAACUUGGGAUGGCGUCUUACAGGGUGAACGGCUGUUGACAAUGUCAUGCUCUGACAAGGUAGCACGAUGGAAUGUUUUGGGUGUUCAAGGUGCUUUACUUGCACACUUCAUUGAACCUAUUUAUUUAGAAAGCAUUGUUCUUGGAAGUCUCUUCCAUCCUAGCCACCUGUACAGGGCGGUUUGUGGAAGGAUUGAAAACAGCAUAGAAGGGCUUCCUCCUCCUUAUCGGCUCAACAAACCUUUACUUAGUCUGACAAGUUCUCGAGAAGUCAGGCAACCUACUAAGGCACCAAGCCAUAGCCUGAAUUGGACAUCUGGUCAACCAAAUUCGGAGAUAAUAAAUUCAGUUACAGGCAAAGAUGAGCAUGGUACAGCUUCACGAAUUAGUAAAAGGAAACUUUUUCAGAGAUUUCUUCAGCUGGUUGGCCGUAUUUCUACCCGAACAAGAAUCACACCUGACAACUGCCCAACAGUAUAUGCUGACGCUAAAAUGGCUGUUGAAGAUUACCAGCAAGCCAAGAGCCAACUUAUGAAGGCCUUUCUUAAAUCUAAUCUUGGGACAUGGUUGAAAAAACCUAUUGAGCAAGAUCAGUUUGAGCUAGACUUAACGCACAUAAAAGAAGAAAUGAUUUAGAAAAAAAUUGAACUUUUGAAAUGUUUUAUGUUAUGUGAUUACAACCUGCUUUCAACUGCAAUUGUCAUAAGUAUCUACAUUUUUAGGUACCUUUGUUUUGUUGUUACUUUUCGUUUUGCAUUCCUGACUAGUGCACCACCACCUACUGAUGCUUGUGAAAGAAAAAAGGGAUGUGUUGCCACAGUUUACCUUGUUUUGAAUGAAUUUUUAUACAUGCUCUGGUAUCACUUGUCGAAAUUUUUUACGACUAGCUUGUGCACUGAAUGAUCACCCUACAUUGUGGCCCUCUGCCUCUUGUUACCCAGCCCUCGAUCAUCAUCAUUUUUAUGUUAUCAAUUUUGCAUUCAUUUAAUCAUUCACUCAUGAUUGCUUUUUAAGGUUUUUUUCAAGACUUUUUAUUUUUUUCUGACAAUUUUAUUACUUUCUGAUGGGUUUAGAUUUGCAUUUUCAUGUGAUCAUUUUUAAGUUUCAAAUUACUUUUUGUUUCACUCACUUAAAAUUGUCCUUGCUAUGUUUGCGAGAUUUUCAGAAUAUUUUUUGAAAUGCUCUCCUAAAUAUCUUCAAUAAAAGACUGAUCUUAACACCAGUUUCAAAAGAAAAUACAA
Molecule: messenger RNA, 2966 nt
Organism: Frankliniella occidentalis (western flower thrips)
Lineage: Eukaryota; Metazoa; Arthropoda; Insecta; Thysanoptera; Thripidae
Gene: Adar
Product: double-stranded RNA-specific editase Adar
Exons: 13
Coding region: 175-2361 (728 amino acids)
Biological process (GO): adenosine to inosine editing; RNA processing
Cellular component (GO): nucleolus; cytoplasm
Molecular function (GO): double-stranded RNA binding; tRNA-specific adenosine deaminase activity; double-stranded RNA adenosine deaminase activity
Source: RefSeq, a predicted model, not a curated record